UCGCCCUCCGUCAGUCGUGCUCCGGCGGUUGACGGGCGAGGAGCGCUAGUCGAGCACAGGCCCCGCGACCCCCUCCGACCACGUUUCCUCCGCCAUGGAGCCCUUCGAAGUCAUCGUGAACCAGCCGGUCGUCAUUGACAACGGCUCGGGUAUCAUCAAAGCAGGUUUUGCCGGUGAUCACACUCCAAAGUGCCACUUCCCAAAUUAUGUUGGCAGACCAAAGUACGAAAGAGUGAUGGUUGGAGCCCUAGAAGGAGACUAUUUUGUCGGCCCAAAAGCUCAAGAACACCGUGGUCUCUUAGCUAUUAGCUACCCUAUGGAACAUGGCAUUGUCACAGACUGGAAUGAUAUGGAGCGCAUAUGGCAGUACAUUUAUAGCAAAGACCAGCUUCAGACAUUUUCUGAAGAGCAUCCUGUACUACUGACAGAAGCUCCCCUUAAUCCACGAAAGAAUAGAGACAAGGCAGCAGAAAUAUUUUUUGAAGCUUUCAGUGUUCCAGCACUAUUUGUUUCAAUCCAGGCACUUCUUAGCCUGUAUUCCACAGUCUCAGGAAGAACGACUGGGGCUGUGUUGGACUCUGGUGAUGGAGUUGUUCACGAUGUUCCAAUCUACGAAGGCUUUGCUUUACCACAUUCCAUUAUGCGGGAGGACAUUGGGGGCAGAGAUGUCACACGGUACCUAAAACUUCUGCUACGAAAGGAAGGGCUGAAUCUGUAUUCUUCGGCUGAAUUUGAAGUUGUUAAAAUGAUGAAGGAACGAGUGUGUUACUUGGCCUAAAAUCCACAACGGGAGGAAACUGUCGACACUGAGCGACUGUCUUAUGUUCUACCCAAUGGGGCAACAGUUGAUGAAGUUGGCCAGGCCCGAUUCAGAGCACCAGAGGUCCUCUUCCGACCAGACCUCAUCGGAGAAGAGAGUGUAGGCAUUCAUGAAGCCCUUAUUUGUGCAAUUCAUAAAUCUGACAUGGAUCUCCGAAAACAGCUUUACCAAAAUAUCGUCAUCUCUGGAGGAUCGACCUUGUUCAAAGGAUUUGGCGACUGACUUCUUUCUGAAGUGAAGAAACUAGCUCCAAAGGACAUCAAGAUUAGGAUCUCGGCACCAGCUGAGCGCCUAUACUCUGUUUGGGUUGGAGGAUCCAUUCUGGCAUCUUUGGACACCUUUAAGCGCAUGUGGGUCAGCAAGCGUGAAUACGAAGAAGGCGCACGAGCUGUUCAUCGGAAAACUUUCUAGAUAUGCAUAGGUUGUAAAAUAUUCCUGAUAUUCAGGUAGAGAGUAUAUAUUAUGUUUGUUUCACAGAAAUUAAGUGUCCUGUAGCCUUUUUCUGUUAGGACUUCAAGACCACCAGUCCCCCCCUCCCCUCUCAAAGCUUUUUGUAGCUGAACAAAAUAAAAAGGAGAAAUAGGCUAGC
Penaeus monodon (black tiger shrimp) is the source of this 1409-nucleotide messenger RNA. Its product is annotated as alpha-centractin-like. The record is from RefSeq and is a predicted model, not a curated record. The transcript has 9 exons. Lineage: Eukaryota; Metazoa; Arthropoda; Malacostraca; Decapoda; Penaeidae.